CGGCGAGGGCGCUUCAGGCUGUACCAAUUUUCGAACACGUUUCAAAAAGUAUUUUUUCCGAACGUUUUGGCGCGCGAUUCGAGCUCGACGUUCGAUUGUUGAACUUGAUUUGGUAGAAGUGGUUUUGUAUUUUGCUUGUAUUCUUUUUUAUGGAAUAAAAUGGCCAGUAUUUUUAAAUAGUUGAAAUCGUAAAUUGUGAGUGGAAAUAUUUAUUUUUUUUGCGAAUUUUAAAAUGUUGACAAGAGGAUUAUUUUCAUGAGGAGCGACGCGCAAGACAUUUCAAAAUGGCUGCCCGUCCUGCGGUCUACCUCUUUACAGUACAUUUUCUCUCGUGUAUUAUUGUCUGCCGUCAAGACAGCGGGCGCGCGCGGGACCAAAACACAGUGUCCGAGUCUUCCAGAAGGUUCCGCGAGGAGUUCCUCGAGGACUGGCCCCAAGCGCCAGGGUCCCCGUACUUCGACCCGAGCACCCCUGUGAACGUGACGGGCCUGGUGGGCCACCCGGUCACGCUGUACUGUAAAGUGAAGAAUCUGCAAAAUAGGACGGUGUCCUGGGUCCGGCACCGCGACAUCCACCUGCUGACGGUGGGUCGCUACACGUACACGUCGGACCAGCGCUUCGAGGCGCAGCACCGGCCGCGCUCCGAGGAGUGGGCGCUCCGGAUCCGCAGUCCACAGCGGAGGGACUCUGGACAAUACGAGUGCCAGAUCUCCACGACCCCUCCUAUUGGCCACGCUGUCUAUCUUCACAUUGUAGAACCUGAAACAGAAAUAAUGGGAGGUGCUGACCUCUUCAUCUACGCGGGCUCCACCAUAAAUCUCACCUGCAUUGUGAGACACACGCCUGAACCGCCCAAUACUAUCAAUUGGACUCAUAAAGGAAAGACCAUAAACUUCGACUCGACACGAGGUGGUAUUUCUCUAGUGACAGAGAAAGGUACACAUAGCAGCAGCCGUCUCCUCGUACAAGCAGCACGAACAACCGACGCGGGCGCAUACCAGUGUGUGCCUGACAACGCGCAAUCUGCUACCGCCAGAGUCCACGUUCUUACUGGUGAGACUCCGGCGGCAAUGCAAGGCAGCGCGCAAUGGGCGAGCUGUUUCAGUUUAUCUUCUCUAUUAUUCUUAGCCUCCUUUGUUCAUAACUAUAUUGCUUGCCUAGACAACAUACAUUUCACUUUAUAUUGUCAUACGUUUGUGGCAUAAGUUUAAAAUUUAAACAGAAAUAAGUCCUACCGACUACGCCACGAUUCUUGAGAAGGACUACGACAAAAGCGUUGUUAAACUUUAUAUGACGCGUUAUGUUGUAAUGAAAACAGUUUUAAGUGAUAUGUGUAUUAGUGAACUGUGGAAGACAUGGGUGCAGAGACACAAAUGUGCCAAUAGCAGUGAAUAUCCAGCUCAUCAUCAGGGUAACAUUGUUGAAGUGUAACAUUUUAAAAUUAAUUAAAAUAUCGAUUCAGUUGACAAUGAACGUAAUAUUACGACUAAAUAUUGAAUAGUAGACGAAUUGUUUUUAAAAUGUGAAAUUGAUUUAAAUAAAACGAUCAUUUUUUUCC
Plodia interpunctella (Indianmeal moth) is the source of this 1558-nucleotide messenger RNA. Its product is annotated as zwei Ig domain protein zig-8-like. Gene Ontology annotation, cellular component: neuron projection membrane. Lineage: Eukaryota; Metazoa; Arthropoda; Insecta; Lepidoptera; Pyralidae. The transcript is spliced from 7 exons. Bases 285 to 1205 code for a protein of 306 amino acids. The record is from RefSeq and is a predicted model, not a curated record. Gene Ontology annotation, biological process: synapse organization.